GUUUCCUGCUCCUUGCUUCAUCAGCCUAAUCGUCCAGCAGCUACGAUCAUCGCUUUCUGCAAUCAAAGGACCACGCGCCGCGGUGUAGCGGACACCGUGUCGGAACGCUCCGCGAUCCGACAACCCGAUACUACUAGCUACGCACACAGUAAGGCCUCGGACCCUAGUCAAGUCCGCGAUGGCGUCGGGCGGCGCGCUGGCGGCGCGGGUGCUGCUGCUGGUGGGGUCGGAGACGGGCAACGCGCAGGACGCGGGGGAGCAGGUAGCGCGCGAGGCGGCGAGGCGCGGAUACGGCGCGCGGGUGAUGUCCAUGGGGGACUACCGCGCGGAGGAGCUGCCUGGGGAGGCGGUGGUGGUGCUGGUGGUGGCCACCACGGGGCAGGGCGAGGUGCCCGGCAGCAUGAAGCGGUUCUGGCGCUAUCUGCUGCGGCGCUCGCUGCCGCGUGACUGGCUGCGCGGCACUUGCUACGCCGUGUUUGGCCUUGGGGACUCUGCGUACCAGCUGUUCAAUGCAGCAGCCAAGAAGUUGGAUCGGCGCAUGAUGGACCUGGGCGCGGUGCCUCUGCUGCCCAGAGGGCUGGGGGACGACCAGCACCCGUGCGGCUAUGCAGCAGCGCUUGACGUGUGGCUGUCAUCGCUGUGGGCCGUGCUGCCUCCACCACCGCCCUCAGCAUCGUCCGCCUUGUCUGCCGUGGACCAGCCGCGCCUGCACGUGCAAGUGCUGUCCGAUGGUCUAGCGCAUGCAGCGUCGUCUCCAGAUGCUUACACUGCUGCGCCACCCGUUGCUCCGCCUGCACCUGAUGCACCCAUAGCAGCAGGCGACUGGGUGCCAUGGUCGAAGGAGAUGGCAGAAGCAGUGGGCAUGAUGGACGUUGCCCUCUCUGCCCCGUGGACCCCACACACCUCCGCCAACGCUCAACCCCAUUCCCCGGACGCUCCUGUUUCUGCUCCCACUGGUUUUACCCCGGACAAACCGGCGUUACUUGAGGCAACCGGUGCUGCAUCUCCUGCGACUGCAGCAGCAAGUGGCGAUGAUGGUGCGGCGGAGAAAAGGCGUGCAUUCCACCGCCACCAUCCCUUCCUCGCCACGCUGGAGGUGAAUCGGCGCCUGACAGCUGAGGGCCAUUGGCAGGACGUGCGGCACAUUGAGCUCAACACUCACGGGGGCCCCGAGUACUCUCCUGGGGACGUGCUGCAUGUGUUUCCCUCGCAGCCUCGCUCCGCGGUGCUGGCUCUGCUGCACCGCUGCAACCUGCACCCGCAUAUGCAAGUCGUGGUGCGAGCAGCAGGCCUAACUCCUUCCUCCCCUGCACCUGCCCGCUCCAUGUCUCUCCUCUCGCUCAUAGCCGCCACUCUCGACAUCAACUCUGCGUCGCCGCGCGCCUACUUCUUCGAGGUGCUGGGUCGCUUUGCCUCAGACGAGCGCGAGCAGGAGAAGCUGGCGUGGCUGGCAUCGCCGGAGGGGCGGGAGGAGCUGCAUGAGUACAACCAAAGAGAGAGGCGCACCGUGCUGGAGGUGCUCCAAGAGUUCCCGUCUGUCGCCCUCCCGCUCCCCUGGCUGCUGCAGCUGUGCCCGCGCCUGCAGCCGCGCUCCUUCUCCAUCUCCUCCUCCCCUCUCGCCCACCCCGCCCGCUGCCACCUCACAGCCGCCCUCGUGAGCGUCACCACCCCGCUCAAGCGCACCCGCCUCGGCCUCUGCUCAAGAUGGCUCGCCUCCUUGCUCCCAGGCCAAGCGUCGCCUCUGCCCAUCUGGGUGACCCCCGGCACGCUGUCUCUGCCUCCCCCCUCCGUGCCCCUCAUUCUUGUUGGGCCUGGCACCGGCUGUGCUCCCUUCCGCUCCUUCAUCCACCAACGAGCAUGCCUUCCUGCUGCUGGUGGUGCUGCCACUGCUGCUGCUGGAGAUGGUUUUGCUGGUGUAGCUGGCGACCUGCCUGCCCCAAUUCUUUUCUUCUUUGGGUGCCGGUCGCAGUAUGCUGAUAACUUGUACCAGGCGGAGUGGGAGCAACUGGCGGGGAAGCAACAACAUGCGGGGCUGGAGGGGAGUGCUGGGAGGGAGGAGGGGACGGCAGGGAGUGCGAGGGGAGAGGUGAAUGGCAGUGCAUCAGACAUGGGGGAAGCGGAUGGAUGGAAUGGGGUUCAUGGGGCUGAAGGCGUGAAGGAAUCGAGAGUGCAGGCUGGAAUGCCACAAGAAGAAGCAACUGGGGGCGUCAGGAGCAUCGAUGUGGGGCGCCAGGAGGAGGGGCAUACUGACACGCCUUUGUCGCAAGACAGGGGAGGUGGCCUCUUUGUGGCCUUCUCCCGUGACCAGCCGUCCAAGGUGUACGUGCAGCACUUGAUUCGAGCCAACUCUCGCCAGGUAUGGCAGUUCCUGCAGCAGGGUGCAGCGGUGUUCAUUGCUGGCUCGGCCAAUAAGAUGCCGGCAGAUGUCACACGUGCGUUGGAGGACGUGGUGAGGAGGGAGGGUGGGGUGGAGGAGGAGCAGGCGCGGGUGUGGGUGAAGGCACUGCAGCGAGCUGGGCGACUCAUGGUGGAGGCGUGGUCGUGAGGCGUGGAACAAAGGCCAGCUGAAGAAAGCUGAUGGUGCUCCUUAUGCAGGCUUGUGUACGGUAGUCUGUGUUACUUCACAUUGUCACGUAAUUUUUUCUUGGAACCCGAGUACCACAUGUUAGGUUAUCGAGAAUGUGUGCUAAGGGGAAAUUGUAGAGGGAUACAAAACUAGGGCUGUAGGCAGGGCUGAUUUUAUCAGACUAUUUUAGUCUGAUUGUCUGAAAUUUCAGACCAAUUUUUUUGCCAAUCCUGAU
Messenger RNA from Closterium sp. NIES-67, 2801 nucleotides. NCBI's taxonomy places the organism in Eukaryota, Viridiplantae, Streptophyta, Zygnematophyceae, Desmidiales, Closteriaceae. The record is from the annotation of a GenBank genome assembly.